This is a messenger RNA of Colletotrichum lupini, 2301 nucleotides long. RefSeq names its product covalently-linked cell wall protein. The coding region runs from base 1 to 2301 and encodes 766 amino acids. NCBI's taxonomy places the organism in Eukaryota, Fungi, Ascomycota, Sordariomycetes, Glomerellales, Glomerellaceae. The record is from RefSeq and is a predicted model, not a curated record. The transcript has 8 exons. Gene Ontology annotation, cellular component: fungal-type cell wall. Gene Ontology annotation, molecular function: structural constituent of cell wall; nucleic acid binding; zinc ion binding. Gene Ontology annotation, biological process: fungal-type cell wall organization.
AUGGGACUCCGAUUCCUCUCAUGGAGCGCGUCUCGCGGUUUCGUUGGCUCUAUUUUGGCGAUCUAUGAGCUUGCUACAUCGCUCAUCCUUCUUCUUCCAUCACGGCGGGCGACGUCAUGGGCUUUCAGAGCUCCCGUCGACUUUUCUGUCCCUCCUGAGCUGUCUGGUGACUCAAUCCUCAACUUGAGCGAAAAUGAAUCAGUCUUGCUAAUACAUACAUCUCUAGCCAACAAGAUGCGCUCCUUCGCGAUCAUCCCCGCCGCUUUGGCUACCUUGGCCGUGGCCAUGCCGCAGGCUGCUCUCAAGCCAUCUGCGAGCCCCCCCGCCGGCUGCUCCACAAGCUACACUGGCAACUUCGGUCUGACCGUUGUCGAGCUCGGAAAGCGAAGCCUCGAUAAGCGUGGCUCCUGCACUGGAACUGGUUCUUUGGACCUCACCCUCAAGGACGGUGUCCUGACCGAUUCCCAGGGCCGCACUGGCUCUAUCGUCGCCAACUACCAAUUCCAGUUUGACGGUCCCGCUCAAGCUGGCGCCAUCUACACCUCUGGCUUCUCCGUCUGCUCCAACGGCUCCCUUGCCCUCGGAGGCUCCACCACCUUCUACAGAUGCCUCUCUGGUGACUUCUACAACUUGUACGACCGUCACUGGGCUGAGCAGUGUUCUCCCAUUCACCUCUCGGCUCUCCCCUGCGGCGCCGAUGCUCCCGUUCCCUCUGGACAGGUUGUUGGUACCACCAUGGUGGUGACCACUCUCGUCACGGUUAUCGGCGACGGUCAGCCUCAGGUUGUCCCGACCACGAUCCCCGUCCCUCUCUGCCAAAUCGGCGAUGGCCAGGUUCAGGGCCACACCACCCCCUGCGGCGAGCUGCCUCCUGUCACUGUGACGCCCUCUGCUCCCGCCAGCCAGCCCCCCUACACUCCCCCGGGAACCCCUGUUGCCCCUCCUGCAACCACCGCGCCGGUCGUCCCGCCGGUCCCCACCACGAAGGUGCCCGUUCCGGUUCCCUCGGUCCCGUCGACGCCCGUCAACAGCACGGCGGUCGUGACCACCCCUGGCACCACGGCUACCACGCCUGCGACCACGACCACACCGGCGGCUCCCCCCGUUGCUGCUGGCCAGAACCUGGCUCCGGCUUCGUUUGUCGCUCUCGUUGCCACUCUGAUGGCAGUCGAAACGGACUUUGUACAAGAGCAGAGGAUGGAUGGGUUUGCAGCACAUCUUCAGCUGGAUGUGACUGGAGAUAAGAUAAGUGCUGCACGGACCUCAGCGCAGACAUCUGGGCCGAACCUCCAAAUUUCUGGCAUGCGCAUCCCAUCUCUUUCGACCAACAUCUCUCUCUACCUUACCUCGACCUGCACACGUACGCACGUACAUCUGACACGUACGCAACGCGGCCAUACAGCCAUGUCAGAAUACUGGAAAUCGACACCAAAGUACUGGUGCAAGCACUGCAGCAUCUUUGUCCGCGACACGAAGCUCGAGCGACAGAAUCACGAGGCGACGGGCAAGCACCAGGGCGCGCUCAAGCGGUUCCUGCGCGACCUUCACCGCGGCCAUGAACAAGAAGAGCGUGAAAAGGACAGGGCGAAGCGCGAGGUGGAGAGGUUGAAGGGGAUAUCGUCCGGCACGCCAUCAUCAUCAUCAUCCUUUUCAAGACCCGGUGGUUCGAGCAGCAGCGGCGGGCCGCCGUCGGCGGAGGCGCAGCGGAAACAGCAGAUGGAACAGCUCGCCGAAAUGGGCGUUUCGAUACCGACGGAGUUUCGGGGCGAUAUGGCGAUGGCGGGGGAGUGGACGGUCACUGCGACAAAGGUUGUCGACGACGAGGAGGCGGCGAGGGAGAGGAACAAGCCUAUUGAGGCUAAGGCUGUUGGGGUGAGGAAGCGGGAGCAGACGGAGGAGGAGAGGGAGGAGGAGGAGGCUGUGAGGGGGUUGUUUAAGAGGCCUAAGAAGUGGGGGAGCACGAGGACGAUGCCGGCUGACGACGAGGAUCUUGAUGCGUUGUUGAGUGGGAAUACGCUGAUGAGGGCUGUGAAGAAGGAGGAAGAGGUGAACAAGGCUGAGGUGGAUGUCAAGACUGAGGUGAAGCAGGAGGGUGAGGGGGAGGAUGCGGCGGGAGCUACGUCUGAUGCGCCGGCUGUUAAGAGUGAGCCGGUGGAGGACGAGGCUGGGAAGGGCUUGGACGUGCCGGCCUUGGGAGAGGACGGCGUCAAGAAGGAGGAUGAGGCUGCGGAAUCCACGGAGUCCGCGGCGCCGGCGGUAGUGUUCAAGAAGCGUAAGCCCAAGAACAUGCGACAAAAAUGA